AGCCAACUAAACAACGUUUUAGGAGACAGCAUUAGAUAUACACCAAUGCUGUUCGUAUGCUUUACAAACACUAACUAAAUGCGCUGCAGAGACUGAUCCCCUGUAGUUAAAUGAGUGGGAGUCCUUGGGUGUCAGACUGUGGACAGGCGUGGCAGUGGGCUGGUCCAGGCGCACCGAGCGAUGAAAAACAUCGGGGUCCAUUGACUUGGUGUCAGCUGAGGCCCUGAAAUAGUCUGACAAAGGAACCCUGCUGUCGCGAACCAAUAGAGACACAUUUGUGGUGAUUAAUCACAUCUGCUUCCUCUGAGGACGGCUCCGGGCUGUGGGUGUGCCGCACCCGCACAGAAGACGCGGUCCUGAGGAUGCACUGAGGUAUCUCCACCCACCCAGUUUGUAACACACUAACUGCAAACCAAUAGAAGAUGAGCAAGUCCCCCACCCCCAAAGGCACCCCGGUGCAGCGCAGCCCCAGUGAUGGGGUCCCUGAGGGCCUCCUGUCUCCUCAGCAUUCCACACCCAGCUCGGGACCCCAGCAUAAGAAACGGAUCUCCAGUCUCCUUCAGAGUCCGUCAUUCAGGGAGGAGUUGGAUGUACUGAUCCAGGAACAGAUGAAGAAGGGUGGCAGCUCAUCCAACCUAUGGGCACUGAGACAGCUGGCUGAUUUCAUGGCCUCACACGGCUCCCCGGCCGCCCUGCCUGUCUCCCCUUCAAACAUGAUGAUGGUGACACCCAUCAAUGACCUGCAGGGCUGGGAGCCUGGCAGCAUGGUGAAGGGGGAGAGGUUGAUGCGCUGCAAGCUGGCUAGUGUCCAUCGCCUGUUUGACCUGUACGGAUGGGCCCAGAUUAGCCGCACCUGUCUCACUCUGCGUGUCAGUAAAGAACAGGAACACUUCUUGGUGCUUCCAGACGGCCUGGCCUACAGUGAAGUGACUGGAUCCAGUCUGGUAAAGGUGAAUAUCCUGGGUGAGAUGGUGGAGAAGGGCAGCACCAACCUGGGCGUAGACACAGACAGGUUCAGCUUGCACUCGGCGAUCUACUCCGCUCGGCCAGAUGUCCGCUGUUUGCUUCACCUCCAAACACCUGCCUCAGCUGCGGUUUCAGCUAUGAAGUGCGGCCUCCUGCCUCUGUCCCAUGAGGCUCUGCUGGUGGGUGAUGUGGCUUAUUACGACUACAAUGGAGUCAUGGAGGAGGAGGAGGACAGAGUGGAGCUGCAGAAGAGCCUCGGUCCAACCUGUAAGGUUCUGGUGCUGAGAAAUCACGGCAUCGUGGCUCUGGGGGAGUCUGUGGAGGAGGCCUUCUACACCAUCUAUCACAUCCAGGCUGCCUGCCAGAUCCAGGUGUCAGCUUUGUGCAGUGCUGGUGGUGAACAGAACCUGAUUCUGCUGGACCGGGCCAUCCAUAAACCUAACAUAGCCGGCACUGUGGGCUGGGCUGGCUCCACCUUUGGACCCCUGCACAAGAGUCGCAUCGGGGAGCAUGAGUUCGAAGCCCUCAUGAGAACCCUGGAUAACUUGGGCUACCGUACAGGCUACGCCUACCGUUUCCCUGUGCUGCUGGAGCGAUCGCGGACGCGGAGGGAGGUGGAGGUGCCCGCGACUGCCACGGCUUUCCACCAGUUUGAUGACGACGGAGUCCACCCCGCUUUGAGGCAGCACCCUUUUGCUCAGCGCCAGCAGCAAGAGAGGACUCGAUGGCUCAACACCCCAAACACCUACCAAAAAGUCAGCCAGGAGCAAGCCAGCCCAGGACACCAGCGCACCACUUGGUUGAAGACAGAAGAGUUGACACAAGCUGGCAGCACAGCCAUCAAGAUAGAGAACCCAAACCAGUUUGUGCCUCUUUUCACCAACCCUCAAGAGGUGAUUGAGACACGAAACAAGAUCCGACAGCAGAAUCGUCAGGACAUGAAGACAGCGGGACCACAGUCUCAAGUCCUCGCCAGUGUCAUAACAGUUGACAGUCCUCCGUCUCCAGUCAGCCCACCUAAAGUCCCAGCAGAGCCAGAACCUCCCAACCCCUUCAACCAGCUGACAGAUCAGGAGCUGGAGGAGUACCGCAAGGAGGUGCAGAGGAAACAGGAUGGAGGGACCAAUGGGGAGGAGGUGGCAAAUGACAAGGAGUCUUCUCCCGCUACCUCUCCCACAAAGGGCCCUCCACCUAGCCACCCUCCUCUCUCAGAGGAGGCAAAGACCGACUCUCCAGCCAUACAGAACGGAGGUGAGGAGGAGAAGCAGACGACGGAGGAACUGGAGAAAGGGAUGAAGGCGCUCUCAACCAACGACACCUCCUCCACACCUGCUGCUCCGCCACCCAAACCCCAAGGCGGCACCCCAGAGGGCUCACCCUCCAAGUCUCCAUCCAAGAAGAAAAAGAAGUUCAAGCCACCGUCGUUCCUGAAAAAGAGCAAGAAGCAGAAGGAGAAAGCGGAGACCUGAAGCGUUCAGACAUGCCAGACCUCGGUGAAAUACUACUGUGAAACAUUUCUUAGUGUACAACGGAGUAGCCGAUGAGUUAACCACAUCCGAUCUGUUCAAACACAGUCUGUUAAGAUGUCGUCCACAGACACAGUGUGAUAAAUUGACGUACAAAUACUUUACUGUAACACUGGUACUCACUGAUUUGACCCAAGUGGUGAUUCAUCUUCAGCAGGUUAAAAAACACUGAUAAUAACUUUCACAUACUAUUUGACCCAGGUCGGAUACAACCCAACAUUUUGACGCUUCUUGUAACACAUACACACACACACACACACACACACACAGUCCCUGUAUUACUCACGUCUUAUUUUCACCUGCUGUGCUAUCAAACCAUUAACUUAACUUCACUGUAUAGACAUUCAUACACGUUCCUUUCAAAACUGGGGUUACUCGUGUGAUCUUGUGCACUUGCCGCUCAGAAUUUGUUUCAUACCUUUUUCUUUUUUAUCCACAACUUUGCAAGACACGGUGGAAAUUGAAGUCUUCUUGAAUUAUGCACCCCUUCUCCAUGUAUAGGCACUUGUCAUAUGUAUAUUGACAUUCUAGUACGUUACAUUUGUUCAUUAUCAUAGGCAUCUUCUAGUCAUGAUUUGGUUUUAAUUAUCAGAUAGAUGUUGCAGGUAUACCGCGUGAGCACAGGUAUAGUACAUGUAGAAAUAUACUGAUAGCUACUGAUUGUGCUCCUCUGAAUGCAGGUUUAAUGUAAAACUAUCAGCCUAUUGACAUUGUUACAGCAGGGAAGAACAAGGAAAAAAGAAAGCAGGGGGGAGAAUAUGCUGGCUCGCAGUGAAACACGAGCUGCUAUAAAUGCCUCUAUAACCCAAAACAGGAUAAAGCAUAAAGAAUUUGUUGCUUGCCAAUGCAGUUUGAAACCCAGUAAUAGAAGAUAAUGAAGGUACUAAACAUUCCACUUUUCUCAUUUUCUUUUCAAUGUAUGUGUGCAAAAUACCUCCUACCAGUUGUAAUUAUUUUCUGUUUUAACCAGUAGCUGUUAUCAAAACGCUGAUGUGUGAUGUUUGCUCAUGGUUUUAAUUUAUUUUAUAUUAGAAUGUAUAAGUGAGUGUUGCAAGGUUACCAUGUAUCAGUCAUUAAAGAUGAAGUUUGAUUUAAAA
Epinephelus moara (kelp grouper) is the source of this 3589-nucleotide messenger RNA. It is a transcript of the gene add2, whose product is annotated as adducin 2 (beta). The transcript has 15 exons. The record is from RefSeq and is a predicted model, not a curated record. Gene Ontology annotation, cellular component: cytoskeleton; postsynaptic density; plasma membrane. The coding region runs from base 423 to 2435 and encodes 670 amino acids. Gene Ontology annotation, molecular function: actin filament binding. Gene Ontology annotation, biological process: barbed-end actin filament capping. NCBI's taxonomy places the organism in Eukaryota, Metazoa, Chordata, Actinopteri, Perciformes, Serranidae.